UGCCGAGUCCCCGUGAUGCAGCCAGCCAAUCAGCAGCUCGCACCUGCACCGUAUGCAGCUCUGCAGCAACAAGAGGUCAGUCACUACACUUGGAAACGUGGAGGAGCGAGCAGCGCAGCAGCGACAGACAGACAGACAGACAGACAGUCAGUCAGUCAGGCCUUCAUACGCACAUAUAACAGACACGUUUCACCAGGAGGCUCGUUGUUUCCACGGAUCACGAUGCCGCUGAAAAACGGCAACAGCGUGGCCGCAGAGAGACGCAUGGAUCUGGCCUCGCUCUUCUGCAUGAUCGGGCGGCACGGUCCCGCCGUGGCUCUGGCUGCCAUAGCGAUGGUGUCCGUGCUGGCGGGCUUCAUCAUCUACCGGACCGUGAGGGGGAAGCGGAGGAAGGCCACAGCCGCAGCUGCAGCCGACGGGGACGGCAGGAGCCCCGGGGCGGAGAGGGACCCAUCGGUGGUCCAGCAGAGCCCCGAGGAGCCACACAGCCGCGUGGAGUCAACAGAUGUGAGAAGACACUCAUCAGACGUGAAGGAGGAUCUGAUUCACAGCGAUCUCAAAAUCAGACACCGCCGUGCUGCUGAGAAGACGCCUCCACCUUAUUUCCCUCCGAAGAGUGACAUCCAAGUAGCAGGCAACAAGUACCCCACGACAGAUGACACAGAGGAAGUGGCAGUUGUGUGGGACUCUCACACAGUAGCAGAGACGUAUGCAGAUGAGGCCAAUCAAAGCCUGCAAAGUGAUACUUACACAGAGGCUGAAACGGUGGCGGAGGAGGCUGUCGAUGGCCAUCAGGGUGCAACAGAUGACGCUGUGAAGGAUGUGUUGGAAGACGUCCAUGAUGAUAAUAAUAGCUGCUGGAAGGAGCCUGAGCCAAUUAAUGAAAAGAACAACGAGGAGGAUAACAAGGUGUUGACAGCAGAAUGCCAGGACGAUGAGGAUGUGACCACAGACAAGGACGUUUCUGACAACACAACCAGAGAAGAGGAGGAAGACUUUCAGUGUGCUUUGAACAAUCCAGUCUACUUUGAACAAGCCUCUGCAAUGAGUGAAAUAAGUGACAGACUACAAGAUGAUGAAACCACAAACAGCGUGCGCUUGGAAGAGCCUGUCAUUCAUACAGAAGAGGUAUCUGUUCCUUGCGUCUGCGAUGGCAAAGAUGAGGAGUUUGAGGAAGAGAAACCAGAUAGUAUCGAUUACAGUUGUUAUUCCAGCAAUGAUCAUCAAUCUCCAGAGGAGGAAAUGAAAAACGAGGAGGCAGAGGAGGAGUGUGUAGACCACCAAGCUGAGAUCUGGUCCUCAACCUUUGAACGACAAACAAACCUGCCAUCUACAGAGGAAGAUCAGUGUGAUCAUGUGACGGACAAGGUGGCGCCGGAAAGUGACUGGAAGGACGAUGUUGCUGAAGCUGAUGACGAAGUUAUAGAUGAAGACUGUUUGAACACACAUACAGCUGUCAAAUUUGAGCCCCAGAUGCCACACUUCGAAGAGCAAGAUGUAGAGAUUGAACACAUAGAGGAAAAUGGUGUUACGUGCGAUCAAGAGGAAAAUGGUCUUACGUGCGAUCAAGAGGACGGGGUUCUUCACGAUGACCAAGUGAAAGUGAAUAUUCUGUCGGAUGACAACAUUGCCCCCUGUUUCGAAGAAUGUGACCCUUCAAGUGUGUCACUCAGCUCUGCUUUGCCCUGUUUGAGUCCGCCCAUGAAGGUUGAUAAUCAAGAUGACAGUCUGGAAGAUAUCACCACUCAUGCAGAAGCUCAAAUCUCAAGCAUUGUAGAUUUCCUUGACUUGUCAUUGGAUUGUCCGCAACCACAGAAAGAAGGUAAAGUAGCUCCUGCUCUGGAUGAAGAAACUGAUUUUAUUAUUCUUGCCCCCGAAAUGAUGUCACAUGAGACAGAAAACCAGCUUGAAAACAAUGGGAAUGACACAACCAUGGUGUUGGCUGAAGAACGUAAUGACCAAGUGAAUGACCCGAAUGUUCAGUCAUGCGACAAAGAUAAACAAAGUGUCCUAGUGAUAGGAGAUGAAGCCUUUGAUGAGGAAAGUGUCGCUGCUGAGCCUGAUACAGUUGACAACUUAACUUCUUCUGUAAUCAUUGAAGAAAUGUCUUGUUCCCAGCUGGCAUCCAUUUGCCAAGACCAACAAAGUGACCACAAGGAAAAUGUUAAAACCUUUGAAGAGACAAGUAUCACUUCUGUUACUGAUUUAGCUGCUUGCAAUAACACAAGCUGCACUGCACUUUUAAGCUCUGAAGAAAUAUCCCACCACGACAUGUCGUCUUCCUCCAAAGACCAACAAAGUGACCACAUGGAAAAAAACGAAACUACUGUCGAGACGGAGGUUGCAUCUGCUUGUCUUACUUCACCUAUAAUGUCUGAAGAACUCUCCUGUCCUGACAAGUCUUCAUCCCAAGACCAAGAAAGUGACCAAACGAAAAAUAACGAUUUCUCUGAAGUCACAACUGGUGCUGCUCCUGUCAUGACUGAGGACAUUAACCCUCCCAUGUGUCAGAUUAACUUGCCGUCUUUCGAGGAGUUUGAGCUGAGGGAUAACGACGUAUCAUGUGCUGGUGUUGGGGAAGAGAGUGGGAUUUCAAGCAUGGCUGUCAGCCCUGAUGCUGGUAAAGAGUUUGAUGUGAUCUUUGAAAAUAUGGUGAUUCCAGUGAUUGAUUGUGUGGAACAGACGGAGGCUCAAAUCAGCUUCUUUGCUGAUGAUGCAGCCAUAUCCGUCAUUAAAGAGGAAACAGCAGGGAUGGUGUUCGGGCCUUACCCAUCGCAGCCACUCCACAGUGAGCACAAAGAUUGGACUAAUUAUGAGUCAUUGGCAGCCAACGAGGACACGUUUGGCCAUGAGGUUGAGGAUAGUUACCACAGAGCGAUGGAUCAGUUUAUGGCGCAGGUCGCAGAUGGCGUUAGUAGCUUCACCAAAGACCUGGAAAAGCAGACUCACGUGAAAGUAGAGGUUAAAGUAAAGGAAGUAAGAGUAAGUGUUGAAAAGAAAGAGGAAGCAAAAGAAGAAGAGCAGAAAGAAGAGGACUAUGAAAAGACUGAAAUCAGUAUCAUGGAGGCAACUAUGGACCACAAUGAAUGGAUCAUGGAUAGCAACUACCAACCCCUUCCCUGGAUGAAUCUUUCUGCCCCGUCUUUUGCCCAAGAUCACACGAAAACCAACCAGCUUCCAACUGAAGAGUGCAAUUACAGCUCAGCUAUAACAGUCACCACUUAUGCAGAUGCAACAGAUAUCCCACCGUCCAUUGAAAUCAAACAAACCAGCCCUCUCGCCCUUAUCGACCACAGUACGGAAAAUAACGAAAAGUUUGUGCCCGUGCAGCCCAUGCCCCAGAACGUCGACGUGACCUUCCGCGUCCAUUAUUUCACCCAAUCGCCGUACCAGAAGGUGGCUGUCACGGGGAACCAGCAGGAGCUGGGCAACUGGAAGGGCUUCAUCCCGCUAGAGAGAGCCAAGGACGGGCACUGGACCACGGUGGUCAGCCUGCCUGUGGACAGUAUCGUGGAGUGGAAGUUUGUGCUGAUGGACAAGGGUGAGGUGUGUCGCUGGGAGGAAUGUGGCAACCGGCUGCUUGAUACGGGUAACGGAGACGAUCUGCUGGUGCACAAAUGGUGGGGAAGAUUGUAAGAGAUGAGGGGUGUGGAAGGUUCAAGCUUUGAUACUUGAACCAGAGAGAAGUUUGUUUUGUACAGCCCGCCUUGAGGAUACAGUCUAUUCAAAUGACACCUAAUACUAAUUUAUACUGUAUCAUAUUAUAAAUACAUGCCAGUAAACAUUGAUUUGGCAAAUUUGGGGAUCACCAAAAGGGUCUACUUGUGUUUUUUAGAUGGCAAGGUUACUUAUAACCUUUGUUAUGGUUUUACAACUUUUUACGUUUAACCAUAUUUAGACACCUGGACAUAUUUUGACCUACAAAUUUUCCAACAUCAUGAUCCCCUGGGAUAAAAGUCAUCUAAUGGGACUUUUCUUAGAGGACUGCCCUCUAAAAGCCAGUGAUUGCGUAAGAUCUUUCAGGGAACUGAAAAGAUUGCUAUCAACGGACAGAAGCAUUACAUAAAAUGUCUUCCUUUUUUUCUGUAUCUGUAAUUAUGCAAAUUGCACCUCUUUCCAAGGGUGACUCAAUGCAAGUGUUUAAUUUGUGUAAAUUGAGACUUUAUUAUACUGUCCAUAUGCUGCUUAAAUACCCUCCAACAGUCUAUGAGAAUUAAUGCACAUAGUUCACUUUUACUACAGCAAUAAUGAAAGCAAUAAAUGUAUAUUGUAUACUGUAUAACUGGUGUUAUAUCAGGUAUUCUAAUGUGUUUACCACUAAACUGUGAUAUCGUUGUAACUUUUAUGCUGCUUUUAUCUCGUGGGACUGCAUGCAAGAUUGUCCCAUUGUUGUUCUAUGAAUGUGCCUUUUAAAAAUAAUUUUUCUAUUAAUGUGCUAUAAUAUAUACAAACAGCUUUGCUGGCCAUCAUUUUCUUCGUUUCACAACAACUUUUAUUGAAUAACUUAAUGUGUAUUGAUAAUUUUCUCAAAACAACUGUCACUUUUUUGUCAAGUUCUUAAUCAAUGUAGACUGUAGUCUCUAUAUCUCAGAUCAUGUCGGAGUAUCUUGUUAUGCAAUACCGUGAUGAAAAUGCUACUCUUGAAUGCUAUUAAGGUGGAGUUGGUUACCAAAUAAACAAAUCUUCCAAGUC
Messenger RNA from Centropristis striata (black sea bass), 4692 nucleotides. RefSeq names its product starch binding domain 1 (gene stbd1). Lineage: Eukaryota; Metazoa; Chordata; Actinopteri; Perciformes; Serranidae. The coding region runs from base 16 to 3636 and encodes 1206 amino acids. The record is from RefSeq and is a predicted model, not a curated record. Gene Ontology annotation, cellular component: membrane. The transcript has 3 exons. Gene Ontology annotation, molecular function: starch binding.